AUGACCCUGAACGAUCGUAUCAUGGCACGCAAAGGAUACUGGCUCCGCAACGGUGCAAUUCUCGCCUUUUGCCUGACCCUCUUCUUCUUUGUGAUGCUCCCUCGGAAGCAGCCCAUUCUCCAUAACAAUCUCCCCAUCGAUCCAUUAUUGGAAAACACUUCAGCAACGUGGCCAGAAAAUAUCACCUCGGACCACUGCACACUCGCCCAUCCAGGAAGACCCCUCGUCCAGUAUGUGCUCAUGAUCGACGCUGGAUCGUCCGGAUCACGUAUUCACGCCUACAAAUUCAACUACUGCAAGGCUACACCCGAGCUGGAGAGCGAGGUCUUUGAGCAGCUCAAGCCUGGUCUGUCCAGCUACGAUGAAGAUGCUGAGGGCGCCGCCAGGAGUCUCGACCCCCUUCUGGAGACAGCCCUCAAGACCGUCCCCAGGUUCCUGCACAAGAGCACGCCUAUCGCAGUCAAGGCUACCGCUGGAUUGAGACUCUUGGGCGCUGCACAAUCGAGCAAUAUCUUGGCUGCUGUCCGCAACAGACUGGAGACCAAUUACCCCUUCCCCAUCAUCAAGGAAGAGGGCGUCGCUAUCAUGAACGGAGCUGAUGAGGGUGUCUAUGCAUGGGUCACUGUCAAUUAUCUUUUGGAGAGAGUCAACUCGCUGACAAAAGUACCCACGGUCGCCAUUCUGGAUCUCGGUGGAGCAUCGACGCAGAUUGUAUUUGAACCCAAGGUCGUCAACGGACAUUCAGUCGCACAGGGCGACCAUCGCAGGUCCAUGGGCUUCAACGGCAAUGACUAUGUUCUCUUCCAGCAUUCAUACCUCGGCUAUGGAUUGAACGAGGCUCGCAACCAAAUUAACCACUAUGUCAUCGAAAAUCCUGUCACCAACAAGCACGGCAUCGAGCUGGAAGAGGACGAGUACCUCCACCCGUGCUUGCCCGUCAAUACACACACGACAGUGCAGUACAAGGGACGGGAUGUGACCCUGAUGGGAGUUUCGGAUCCAAUUGGAGAGUGUAGACGCGUUGUCGAGGCCAUCUUUUACAAGAACAAGGCUUGCAACCAGGUGCCAUGCUCGUUCAAUGGCGUGUACCAGCCUUCGCUUGCUACUGCAUUCGAGUCCGACAUUUAUGCGUUCUCCUUCAUCUUCGAUCGCAUCGCACCCUUCCGGUUGGGAAGCGAGAUCCCCACGCAGGAGAUGACGCUCCAGGAACUCGCGGAUCUGACCGACCGUGUCUGCGUAGCGGACGAAAGUAACUUUGAGGAAUUCGAGAGCGUUGCGGAGGCCAGGAAGGAGCUGAGCUCUGUGGCAGAGAUGUGCAUGGACCUGAGCUACAUCCAUGGACUGCUCGGUUAUGGCUAUGGUAUUCCAUCGGAUCGCAAGAUCAGCCUGGCUAAGAAGAUCCGCGACUAUGAGACAGGUUGGUGUUUGGGUGCCAGCAUCGCUGUCCUGGAGGACCGUUGGUACAUUGGCGCGUAA
Gamsiella multidivaricata is the source of this 1476-nucleotide messenger RNA. Its product is annotated as nucleoside phosphatase GDA1/CD39. The transcript has 3 exons. The coding region runs from base 1 to 1476 and encodes 491 amino acids. NCBI's taxonomy places the organism in Eukaryota, Fungi, Mortierellomycota, Mortierellomycetes, Mortierellales, Mortierellaceae. The record is from RefSeq and is a predicted model, not a curated record. Gene Ontology annotation, molecular function: UDP phosphatase activity; GDP phosphatase activity. Gene Ontology annotation, biological process: nucleoside diphosphate catabolic process; protein N-linked glycosylation. Gene Ontology annotation, cellular component: membrane; Golgi apparatus.